GGGAGGCAGGCGAGCGAUUCCAUGGUUACCUAGGAGAAGAGAGGCUGGUUUCUCAGCUGCCGGGUCAUGUGUUUGGUUCUCGGGCCCUCCGGCGUCGGGAAGACUCUGCUGAUGAAGAGGCUGCAGAAGCUAUGUGCUAAAGAGUCAGCCGAUCUAGGAGACGCGCCUCCCACCCAGCCCACUGUUGGCACCAACUUGACGGAUCUGACAAUACAGAGAACGCGUGUGACUGUGCGAGAGGUGGGGGGCUCCAUGGUGCCUAUCUGGCCCAGUUAUUACGAGGACUGUCGGACCGUAGUGUUCAUUGUGGACGCUGCUAACCCGUAUCAGGUAUCUGCCUCUUGUAUCCAGCUCCUGUCUAUGCUGUCUGCCCCGGCUCUCUCCACAGUGUCGGUCCUCCUCGUCUUCAACAAAACGGAUCUGCCAUGCUGUAUGUUAUUGGCGGAGAUGAAAUCGCUGUUCCGAUUGGAUGACAUCAUAGCCUGCGCCAAGCAGCCAAUCACUGUCAUGGAAACUAGCGCCCUGGAGGGCACAGGACUUCAGGAGGUUUUGCAGUGGCUGCAUUCAUCGGCCAGUCACUAAGUAGAAGAUAUAAUAUUUUAUAUUUCUAAUUCUUUCAAGACGCAGCCUUUGUCUAAUCAGACUCUAUCCGUUCUUGUAUUGUGAAGGAUAGUCACUGACCUGGAACUUUUCUUGUACCCAUCCCCUGACUGGUACUUUUCAUUAAAGGGCAUUCGUCAGCAGAUUUGUACCUAUGAUACUGGCUGACCUGCAGCAUUUGCGGAAGUUUCCAUACAUGCAAAUGAGCCUCUAGGAGCAACGGGGGCGUUGCCGUUAAACCUAGAGGCUCUGCUUUCUCUGCACCUGCCGCACCCUCUCCACUUUGAUUGACAGGGCCAGGUGUGAUGA
Molecule: messenger RNA, 909 nt
Organism: Bufo bufo (common toad)
Lineage: Eukaryota; Metazoa; Chordata; Amphibia; Anura; Bufonidae
Gene: ARL16
Product: ADP ribosylation factor like GTPase 16
Exons: 6
Coding region: 67-582 (171 amino acids)
Molecular function (GO): GTPase activity; GTP binding
Source: RefSeq, a predicted model, not a curated record